Molecule: messenger RNA, 4093 nt
Organism: Cinara cedri
Lineage: Eukaryota; Metazoa; Arthropoda; Insecta; Hemiptera; Aphididae
Source: the annotation of a GenBank genome assembly
UAUGGACUGUUGACGUCGGAUUCGUGUUCUGCCAGAGUCGAGUUCAGGAGAUAUUCUUAAAUUGUCUAUUGUAAUGUUUAAAUCGUACAAGUUAUACGUAAUGGUUAAUAGUGAUCGAUACUAAGAUUAAUAAAAGUUAUUACAUUCAAGUGUCUAAAAAUAUCCAUCGAUCUCGUUAUUACAUUGGUCAUUGGUUAGUAAAAAAAAAAAAAAAAAUUACAUUAUUCAAAAUAAUUUGUGUUUUAUUCGAUUAUUGGUUACGUUUCGGUAUAAAUCCGUUUUACCGUUAUACGGGGCACUUUUUUUUCAGUUAUUUUCACAAGCCGUUAAUUAUAAUAUUAUAAAGAAAAAUAAAAUAUUGCUUAUUGGUUUUCAAUUUCUUUUUUUUUUUUUUUUGUUUUUAUCGUAUUGAUUCAGAAAGUCCCUGAGAUUCGGGAUUUUACCAUAGAAAAUAAAAUCUCAACAUUUCGAAAACGGCACGUUCAUUUUCAAAAUGUGAAUAUUUGACUGUUUUUCAUAGUUCUGCGUUGCAUUUUAAUUUCGAUUUGUUAUUCACAUCGGAAACCCGGUUUAAUAAUUUAUCGUCUCGGUGAUAAUGAGUUGGGAUUCGCGAAUAUUUCAAGACUUUUAGAUCCGCCAUCCGGGUUGAGCGAUUAUUUUGUUAGAUCCGGUGAAGUCUUGUUGGCGGUUAAUCAUAUCGCUAAUUGUAGGCGCCAUAUACGCACGGAUAAUUUAUCUAUGCAUCUAUUGUGUAUCCGUGCGGUUCAUCUAACGCGUUAGUCGUAUUAUUCGUGUUUUAGCAUUGACGGUACCGAUAAUCACUCAGGACGUGUUCGUAUCUUUUCUAUAUACACAUAAAAAUAUACUUAUACAAGAUUUUACGAACUUGUUAAAAAAUACUAUUCGUUUACACCCAGAUGCUAAGAUUUUACCAACAGGCGAUUUUGAAUUACCAACGUUUUCACGGCGAGAUCAAACGUCACAUAAUCGGCUAGUUAAUAAUAUUAUAAAUCGUUUUUUGUCAUGUUUUUGCAUUCUUGAGCCUUUAAUUUUCGUCGUUAAACACUUGAAUUUAAAUUUGUGAACCCCGAUUUGAUGGUUCUCUUGAAAAUUUAAUUUUGUUUAACACGACGUAUAUAAAAAAAAAAAAAAAACCAUAAAAAAUCUAUUAAUCAUGGCGAUUGAUAAAGGGAAACUAUAUCCGCAGUGUCGGUUUGAAUGAUUUACUGGCGUGUUGUCAUUAUUCCCUAAAUAUAAUUUCAUGUAUAGAAAUAGGAAUGCAUAAGUCAUAUAAUACAGAUAAAAUUAUAAUAAUUGUAUGUAAUUCUAUCAAAUUUCUAAUACUAAAAUUUUAAAAUAUAAUUUAUGAGUAUAUUUUUUUUUUUUUUUUGUUAUUCUGUGUGUUAUGCGCUAAUUGUGUUUUAUGUACCAUUGCGCCCAUUACAAAUCCUUAUUACUAUCGAAUUCGGAUAUUGUGAUAUAGCAUAGUGCGUAUAAGAACUAAACUGAGUGUCAAAAAAAAAUACCUCUUAAACUAAUCUUUGGAAAACAUUUUAUUAUUAUGUACAUACUAUCCAUUGUAUUGUACAAACAUCUUGUGUGUUUUUUGGAUGUAAUUAAUGAUCAUUAUAUUUUUUCAAGUAAAUAAUAUGCAAACUCAAGAAGUUACAAAACAAUUUAACAGUAUCCGAAUAAAAAAAGAAAUUAAUUUAAUUGAUUUCAUUAUGUAUACAAAUAAAAUACAUAAUCAAUCCUGUGGAAUUAAUUUUUGUUUGAAGAUGACCCAUAUAAAUGUGUUGUGUCAGAAAUCAUUAAGAAAAAGUUCUGAUUUCAUCAGACAUGAAGACUCAUACUGGCCAGAAACCUUAUAAGUCUGAUGUUUGAAAUUAUUUUCACAUAUGGCCAAUUUAAAGUUUCAUAGGUUAAUUUACACUGGGGAUCAGCCGUAUGAAUGAGAUACGGAUUUUUAAAUUAACUCAAUUUUUAAAUUAAUUUUAAUUUUUAACCCUACUCCGUAUACAUUAAUUAAGUAUAUACUUUUUUUUUUUUUUUUUUUUUUUAAUAGAAACUCCUAAUUUUUGAACACAGAUUUGAAUUGAUAAUUUUUUCUAGAAAUUUGAUAUGCAUAACACUAAUAUCAAAUUUACCAUUCUUAACUGUUCAAAAGUUGAGACUGGAGUAGUUGGGAAGAUUUAUCAUUUAAUUAUUUUAAAAAAAAAAAAACGUUCUUAUCUCGCACAAUGGGUGUAGUCACUGUUGUUGGUAAAAAUUUGGGAAGGUAGGAUAUUGAGGGGAAAUUAAUUUGUAUCUGUAAGCAAUGAUAAACCAUUGCUUACUAAAACGAUUCUGAGCGGAGUUAUGUUUAUAGUCAUGUUUAUAGUUUAUUGUCAACAAUAUAUUUAUGUCAUACUAUGGUAAAAUAAUUAAAUAGGAAUUAUUUAUUUUCUUUAAUAAUAUUUGUUUUGGUUUAUACCUAUUUUCCCUGUUUUCCAUACGUUUUUCAUGUUUUUUCCCGGUUUUUCACAUUAGCUGGGAAUAAUUUGCUAUAAAUGACCUUCCCAGUCAGAUUUCUUUUUUGAAAAAUUGAUUAAUUCUCAGUAAAACUUCUGGUAAAAAAGUUGUUCACUGCAAAAUAAAAAGCCUAAAUAUUUUUCAACUAAUACUUACAUUUUGUACAUUUUUCAGUUUUUUUUUUUUUUGGUUUUUCACAUUUGUUAAAAAAUAAAAUUGGGAAAAUCGAAAAAUUACCUCUCUAAAUUACCAGUCAGAUUUCCUUUUUAAAAAAAGGGCUAUCAUUGUAAAUCUGAGCUAAAUUGCUGGUAGAAAAGUUGCCCACAGAAAAAAAUAAAAUCCUAGUAUUUUACUAAUGUAUUUCAUACAUUUUCCCUUUUUUUCUCAUUAUCACCCCUGUAUUGGAGAAACUGCCUGGAAAAUCAAAAAAAUGACCUCCCUAAAGUACCAGUGCAAGAAAAUUUUCUUCCAUAAAAGGGUCUACAUUGUACACGUUGGAGUAAGAUUUCUGAUAGAAAGUGUUCACAUAAAAAAAAAAAUAAACAUCUUUGUAAAACCAGUACAUUCUUCGCUAUAUAUUUAGAAUCUAAAAACAGAAUUAAAAUUUUCUUUACAAUCCAUUUUUUAGAGAAAAUCACUGUAUAUAUAUAUUGUACAAUAAUUGAUUGAAUUUGUUUAAUUUGUUUUUUUCAAUUAUUUCAGAAAGAAUGACAUCAGUUUCCACCACUACUCUCGUAGUACCGACUGUGCAAGACACAACAAAAGAUAGUAAAUCUGAUAGAGAUGGUAAUGUUAUUACAGGUAAUAUUCCAUUAUGUGUAAUAAAUAUAAUAUAGGUUACCUAUGUAAAAUAUUCAUUUUUAAUAUAUGUAUAUACAUAUUUUUUUUUUUUUUUUGAAUGAAGAAGAUUCUUAUGAUGCACGUUUAGAAAAUCCCAAAUAUUGUAAUGUGUGCCAAUUGCCUUUUUUAUACGAGUCGUGGUAUAAAACACAUUUAGCUAGUCACAAAGUAGGCGCCCAUAAAUGCAACUAUUGUCCAAAAAUAUUUAACAGAAAAGAUUCAUUAAUACGGCACAAUCAAAUACAUACCGGGUUACCAGACAUAUAUAAAUGCAAAGAAUGUGAUAAGGUAAUACAAAUAUUCAGUUCUGUUAUAUAUUUAUUUGACUAACAGUUAUGAAACUGCUGUAGGCAUUUACGUACAAAUCAUCACUUCAUGAUCAUGAAAAAUAUUCACACGAGACAACAAAUAUAGGAUGUACUUUAUGUAAGAAAGCAUUUAAAAAUAAUAAGACUUUAAAGUAUCACAUAAAUAAUGUCCACACAUUAUUGGCACCUUAUAAAUGUCCAACAUGUAAUAUGACAUUCGCUGCGCCGUAUCAGAAGUAUCGACAUCGCAAGAAAUUGGUAAUAUAAAUUAAAACUUUUAAAUUUGAUAUAUUAAAAUGUUUCCAUUUUUUCUAGAAUCAUUAGUUCAUAAAAUACUUGUCAAUGUAUCCACCAUUUGCCGAGUGGGGAUUGGAUAAAUGAUUUUUUAUAAAAUUGUAAUAAUUUAUUAUAUUAAAUAUAACACAAUUAUAUUA